This is a messenger RNA of Ixodes scapularis (black-legged tick), 1134 nucleotides long. RefSeq lists its product as uncharacterized. Lineage: Eukaryota; Metazoa; Arthropoda; Arachnida; Ixodida; Ixodidae. Bases 175 to 1134 code for a protein of 319 amino acids. The record is from RefSeq and is a predicted model, not a curated record. The transcript has a single exon. Gene Ontology annotation, biological process: DNA integration. Gene Ontology annotation, molecular function: nucleic acid binding.
AACGGAUGGCCUUCACAUGUGGAUAAUGAGGCAUUGCAACCGUACUUUGUGCGCCGUCACGAAUUGUCGGUUGACCAAGGGUGUGUAACAUGGGGAAAUCGAGUGAUCAUUCCCGAAGUGUUUAGGGAAAAAGUGUUGUCCCUGUUGCACGAGGGACAUCCAGGCACCACCAGAAUGAAAAUGCUAUCACAUAGUCACGUGUGGUGGCCUUUGAUAACAUAUGAUGUCGAACACACUGUCAAAAACUGUAGUACUUGUCAACUAACGCAGAACGCGCCACCACGUGUUCCAUUAUUAACGUGGGGUUGGCCAACGCGCAGAUGGCAAAGGGUGCAUCUUGAUUUUGCAUACCGGGAUCAGAACUGGUUUUUGAUUGUCGUAGAUGCUCAUUCAAAGUGGGUAGAGGUGUUUCUAAUGAGUUCUACUACGACAAAAUGUACUAUCGAAAGAUUGCGAAGUGUUUUCGCCGCGUUUGGACUACCAGAAGAGGUAGUGACAGACAAUGGACCCCAGUUUGUGGCGACAGAGUUCGUAGAGUUUCUGUCGAUGAAUGGGGUACGCCACACGAAAAGUCCUCCGUACCAUCCCGCCUCAAAGGGAAGCGCGGAACGGUGUGUGCAAACCGUCAAGCGGGACCUCCUGAGGCAGGUAAUCGACGAGCAACGGACGGGUGUAUCGAAAUCGAUGCAACAUCGAGUCGACCAGUUCCUGUUUGCAUACAGAAACACCCCAACUGGUACGACCGACCAAACUCCAGCCGAGCUGUUUCUCUCUUGGAAGCCUAGGACCCGUCUGAGCUUCCUUCAUCCUGAAAUGGAGAGACGCAUGAGAGAUCGCCAGCAACAAAUCAAGACAGCCGCCGACAUGAGAAGAGGCUCUUGGCGAACUUUCGAAGAAGGCGACCAAGUCCUCGUCCGGGGAUCACGUCCGACAGAUCCUGCAUGGUUGGUGGGACGUGUUAUGAAGAAAGUAAGUGCAUCAACCUACGUCGUGAUAGUGCAAGAUCAGCAUCGGUAUGUGCACGUGGAUGAUGUCCGUCCGAGACACUUCGAAGAUUCGUCUGCACAGAGAAGAAAUGUCGACAUCCGGCUGCAACACCACGAAGGGCGUCCGGUGGUUCUCGAGACAACAUGA